Molecule: messenger RNA, 1571 nt
Organism: Dermatophagoides pteronyssinus (European house dust mite)
Lineage: Eukaryota; Metazoa; Arthropoda; Arachnida; Sarcoptiformes; Pyroglyphidae
Product: sodium/hydrogen exchanger 9B2-like
Biological process (GO): proton transmembrane transport
Cellular component (GO): membrane
Molecular function (GO): antiporter activity
Source: RefSeq, a predicted model, not a curated record
AACAUUGUUCAUUAUUUAUAUGGAAAUUAUUAUCAAUAUUAAUGAUAUUUUUAAAUUUAUUGGUGAUAUUUCCACAUGAAUCACUACCACCAAAUGGUAAUCUAUUUCAUCUGAUCAUUUUAUUUAUUGGUGCCCAUUUUUUGGGUUUAUUAUCCGAACGUAUUGGUUUACCACCAUUAUUUGGUAUGUUGGUUGCUGGUUUUUUAUAUGGUAAUUUUAAUGAUCGGGUAGAAUUGGAUACAAAAUUAUCAUCAACCAUUCGUUCAUUAGCAUUGAUUAUUAUUUUAUUACGUGCUGGUUUAAAUUUGGAUCCAAAAGCUAUACGUCGUUUAUCAAUAAUUUUGGCUAGAUUAUCAUUAAUACCAUCAAUUAUUGAAUCAUUAAUCAUAGGAUUACUUACAUGGAUUUGUUUUAGUUUUAAUCUAAGUUGGUCAUUAAUUAUUGGUUUUGUUAUUGGUUCAGUAUCACCGGCUGUUGUUGUCCCCAGUAUGGUUGAUGUACAGGAAAAAAAUUAUGGUACCAAACGUGGUAUACCAACAUUAUUGAUUGCAUCAACUUCGGUGGAUAAUGUUUUUGCUAUAACAGCCAUAAGUGUUUGUCUUAGUUUUGCUUUUCCCAAUUCAAAUGAAGAACGUGAUAGUGAUCAUUUAGUACAAACGGUAUUGACAAUAUCACGUGGUCCUUUGGAAGCAAUUACCGGUAUUAUUUAUGGUAUUAUUAUUGGUAUAAUAUUAUGGUAUAUACCGGCACAUCAUGAUAGUCGAUUGAUAAAAAAUUCUUCUUCAAGAACAGCAAAUCACAAAAAUAAAAAAAAUCACUAUGAAAUUCAUCGAUUUGUUUUACUUGCAACAACAUCAUUAUUCAUUUGGUUUGGUUCACAAAAAGGAAAUUUUAAAUCAAUGGGACCAAUUGCCAUUUUAACUGCACCAUUUAUUGCAUCAAUUCGUUGGCGUGAAAAUAAUUUGGGUAAAUUUAGUCGUGAAUCAUUGCGAAUAUUAUGGUUGAUAUUUGAAAAUUUCUUAUUCAGUUUAAUUGGUUUUAAUGUUCGUCUAAGACAAUUGGAUAUUUCGAUAUUAUUAAGCGGUAUCCUAAUCAUCGUGUUUGCCGUUAUUGUUCGUAUGAUUGUUGCUUUCGCAGUUACAUUUGGUGGUCAAUUUGAUCGAAAUGAACGUUUAUUUAUGGCCAUAGCAUGGCUGCCGAAAGCAACAAUUCAAGCAGCAAUGGCACCAAUCGCUAUGGAUUUAGCUCAAAAUACCGAAGAUAAACGUCGAGCACAAAUAGUUUUGACAUUAGCCGCUUUAUCAAUUCUAUUGACAGCACCUAUCGGUGCAAUUUUGAUGAAUUUAACAUAUAAAAAAUUACUUCAAAAUGAUUCAAAUGAUAUUAUUUUGUAUGAUACUCAAGCAUUAUCACCAAAUUCUCAACAACAACGACAAACAGAUCUGGAAAAUCAACAACAGCAACAACAAUCAUCAACAAACAGCAGCAGCAACAACAACAACAAGGUGAACAUACCAUUAUUAUUAAAUGAUAAACCAAUUCAGUCUUACAAUACUUGAUGAAUUACAAAA